AUGGCAGACCUAACUCUUCAUUUGGCUCAGCUUCCUCGAAGACCCGCUAGCGAAGACACUUUCACCAGAGAUCUUCUUAGUGCAAUACAUCCCAACAAUCCUUACGCAAAAGAUCGAGAUCUUAAACUACCGCACUUAGAACUAGCUUUGUUACCGAAGGACAACCGCAGAGUCUCUGAUGCAGACUGUCAAUCACAGGAUGCUCUACAAAUCUAUUCUGCAGCCAAGGCAGAGGUUUUGAACAAAACUUCAAAAGAUAGCUCUGGCGUCCAACUUGUGUUUGAAGCACUUUUUAAGCAACUGGACCAUGUAUAUCACGCAGAAAGUGCACAGGAAUUUACCAUUGGCAAGUUGCGAAAGAUGUGUCGCGAAAUAGAGCAUAAUCAGGAAAUGAGCUCGAGUUUAACUCCUCAAGAAUUGAACGUUGUAAGGCGAAGGCUUCGACAUGUGGAACCCCGGAUUUGUAUGAAGAGUAAAACACACUUAUCGCUUCUAGACGAACGGUUCAAGAUAGUAUGUUUGUCCAGAGCAACGUGUGAUAAUCACACCUCUAUGGCAUUCCUUACAUUUUUGAAUCAUGAAGCUGCUAGAGAAUUUGUGAGCUGUUUCGAUCGAAAGUUGGUCAUGGGUGGCCGUAAGAUAAAGAUUUCCUUUGCUGCUCAGGAGUCGUUGGUUGGCGGGUAUUUGCAUAGCGGCAAGCGAGGUGUUGAUGCGCUUUUGUCAAAAAAGAUCCAAAAGAAGUCAGGACCAAAUCCGGAAGCUGACGCAGACAAACGAUUGAAACGCCAAAUGAGAAGACUGAGACACAAACUGAAGCACAAGGGCCUGGAAGAAUCUGCCAUUCACGACAUCGUUCACAAAGCUGUUCAGGAUCGCAUAGCGUCCUCUACAAUUUCAACGUCAAAACAGUCUAAAACGAAGACCAAGUCACCAGAACCACACGAUAAUAAAAACAAGAAAACUGCCACAGAAGUUUCAAUGAACCCACCGAAUAAAGUUCUUCUGGUACAAAACCUUCCCUCGGGCGUUCAAUCAGACGACAUCUCCUCCAUCUUCGCCGCUGACGGUUUUAUAGAGGUAAGACUUGUCAGCGUGCGAAACUUGGCAUUUGUCGAGUACGCAACUAUAUCGCAUGCUUCCAACGUGGUAAGUAAGCUCGGCCCAUUGUACGAGUGGGGCGGUUCCAAAAUCUCCAUUGGAUUCGCAAAGUAG
Molecule: messenger RNA, 1212 nt
Organism: Lachancea sp. 'fantastica'
Lineage: Eukaryota; Fungi; Ascomycota; Saccharomycetes; Saccharomycetales; Saccharomycetaceae
Source: the annotation of a GenBank genome assembly